ACGGAGCCACGGUCUCGUCCACGGAGAGUCGCGCGCACAUUCGCAGUUCUGUUUCUCCACGGGAGGACGGAGCCGCUCGGUUUAUUUUUAUUACAUGCGCAGUCCCGUUCCUGAAACACUCGUCACCACGGCAACCUGCCUUCACGUCCAGCAUCCGCCACCGACACCGAGACCAUCCGCUCCCGGGCGACGAGGCAGGAGAUCCCCGCAAAGACACGGCUGACCUGAGCUGUCCGUCCCUGUCGGUUAGAUCUGUUCAGGCCAUUCCAGGCAGCACAGCAGCCAUGGUGAAGCUGGGUAGUAAUCUCUCUGAUAAGCUGGAGAAGCAGCCAUCUGCAGAUGAUGGCUUCGAUAACAUCCCCCUCAUCACGCCGCUGGAGGUCAGCCAGCUCCAGCAGCCACUGGCUGACAAGGUCAUCGUGAAGACGAAGACGCAGUUUCAGCUGAUGCAGCAGCAGAGGAACAGGCUGUACGUUCCCAACAUCAAGAAGCUGAACAUCAACUUCUACGACGACGUCUCGGAUAAAGUUAAGAUCACAGGCCUGAUCCUCAUCACGCUGGCGUUUUUGACCAGCCUGCUCCUCCUCCUCAUGUAUAAAGCCAUGUGGUACGACCAGCUCACCUGCCCAGAGGGGUUUGUCCUGAAGCAGAAGCAUUGCACCCCCGCAGCUCUGGAGAUGUACUACACCGAGCAGCAGCAGGACGGGGAGGAACCGGGCAUCCRUGGCGGUGCUGGUACCGGGCUCUACGCAGCUCUCAGCCACCUCAACCAGGUCAAGAGGACUGGGCCUGGGUUGAUGUCGCAGUGGUUACCAGUAAUAAGGCAGGAGCCCGAGGAAGCCAAAGAAAACAGUGAGCCUCUAAAAGAAGACGUGGAAGGAGAAGAUUGAAGGAUAAAAUUGAGAAAUAUAGCCAAACCAGCUGGAAAUGAUGGCGUGAAGAUGUGUGUGCAUGUAUGUAUACUUGUUUUCUGCAGGUAUUGGGUAUCAUAACCAGACUACCAAUUUAUGAGGACCUGUUUUUAUCAGGGAAAAUAACCUAGGGAAAAGGAGAUUUCUUUCGGAAAUCUGAUUUGAUUACUGUUAUGAUUAUUUAUUUUAAAAUAGCAUUAGGUCUGUAUUUGUGUUUUUGUGUGAAUUAUCCAAAUCUUUAAAACUACACAGUCUAUUAAAAUCUGCAGCGUCGGGUCAAAUCGUGUUUAGAGGCAGGAAUUGGGUUCACUUUUAGAGCGCGACUCAACAUGGAUUUAAGCAAAGUUUGCCAUUUUGCAUUCUAUAUUUGCAUGCGCUCACGUAAAUACCCCAAACGCCAUCAUUGCCUACAGGCAGAUAUGCAGUGUAUGCGUAUUUGCAUUCAUGGUUUCAUGUGUACAUACAGUACCUACACUACAUUAGGUAGUGUGAGAACAUUACAUUAUGUGUGAGAACAUUAUGUUCUCACACAUAAGUGAACAUAAUGUUCACUUAUGUGUGAGAAAGUAGAAGGUGAAAGCAAGAAGGCGGCGUGAGAUUUUGGGGCUGAAAAGUGAAUCGAACAUGCUUCUAAUCAGAUUGCUGCAAGUCGUUGACAUCUUGUGAUUCGUUCGUUAGUCUUAGAGCAGAAUGCUUAAAGUAAUAAAUGAAUGUGCCCUGCCCAGUUAAUUUCAUGCUAGAUUAGGCAUAAAUUACAUUUUUGUACCGUUUGAAUCGGAGGGAAUUUUAAAAUAUUGUCCUGGAUUUCUUUUGCAAACCACAUCUACUUUCUUUUUGAAAGUUAAUUGUUAUAAACAUGAAGGGGAUCUGAUGAUUCCAGAGCCAUAAAUCAACUUAAUUUGAACAAUCUUAUGUUACACAUUGAUAUAAGCUUCUUAAAGUAUUGUGAAUGUAGCUACUUAUGUGUUACUGCUGACAAAACUUACAUCUCUAUAACAUUGUAUCUUUAUGUGUGUUGGCUAGAAGUAAACACAAUGCAGGAAAGUGCGACCAUUGUUUUGGCUUCUUUUGGUGCUUACAUUUUCCAUUAAUUUUCAGUUUUUCUCAGAAUAUUACCUUUCUUUUCAUUAAUGCUUAGAAUAAUACCCACAGUGUUACAUCACAUGACUGUAUAAAAUAGCAGCUUUUAUCUUAUAAAUAAACGUUAUUCAUGGGUAUUAUGCUUGCACUGAAAGAUUCACUUGGUUAAUUUAUCACACAUAAAUGUUUUCUCUCUUGAAAAAUAGUUUUUUGUAAAUAGACAUCUUAGUGUAAAGGACGUCAUUCAAAGUCAAUCUUAAUAUUGUUUUUCAAGAAAUAAACAGCACUUGAUUGACAAAA
Messenger RNA from Poecilia reticulata (guppy), 2291 nucleotides. It is a transcript of the gene caly, whose product is annotated as calcyon neuron-specific vesicular protein. Gene Ontology annotation, molecular function: clathrin light chain binding. NCBI's taxonomy places the organism in Eukaryota, Metazoa, Chordata, Actinopteri, Cyprinodontiformes, Poeciliidae. The record is from RefSeq and is a predicted model, not a curated record. Gene Ontology annotation, biological process: endosomal transport; clathrin coat assembly. Gene Ontology annotation, cellular component: membrane; endosome.